AUGAUCCCUGCCAGGGGGGUGCCACGCUGGGUCCUGCCCAGCCUCCUCGCUUCCUUUCACUUCAGCUCCCUCGUGGCCCUGAGCGGCCUGUUCUUCUCCUUCCCAUGCAGCUGGCUGGCCGUCCACGUGUCCCUGGCUUUCCCCCUGGUCACGGGCAUCCUUUUCAUCCCAGCCGUGGCCAACCUCCUGCUGGCCAGCUUCACGGACCCCGGGAUCCUUCACCGAGGGGCCGAGGGCCGGGCCGGGUUAGUGAUCCAGGCGCUUCGUGUCAAGGAGAGACGCUUCGAUCUGCACUGGUGCCAGAAGUGCCAGUACUACUGCCCGCCACGGACCUUCCACUGCCCCUGGUGCAACGUCUGUGUGGAGGAGUUCGACCACCACUGUAAGUGGCUGAACAACUGCAUUGGCUGCCGCAACUUCCGCUUCUUCUUCCUGUUCGUGGCCUUCCUGUGCGGCUACAACGUGGUGGUUCUGGCUUCCUGCAUCACCUACCUGGUGCUCAACUCCCACCAGGCCUAUGGCGCCGAGAAGAUCUGUGCGUAUCCUUGGAGAGACGAGCCAGGGCGUCCCGCUGCCACGGGUCCCUGAGCACCCAGCCCUGGGCGUCCCCCUGCCACAGGUCCCUGAGCACCCAGCCCUGGGCGCGCAGCUGGCACAGAGCACCCACCCCUGGGCGCG
Molecule: messenger RNA, 678 nt
Organism: Chrysemys picta bellii (western painted turtle)
Lineage: Eukaryota; Metazoa; Chordata; Testudines; Emydidae
Source: RefSeq, a predicted model, not a curated record